This is a messenger RNA of Parastagonospora nodorum SN15, 2286 nucleotides long. RefSeq lists its product as hypothetical. Bases 1 to 2286 code for a protein of 761 amino acids. Lineage: Eukaryota; Fungi; Ascomycota; Dothideomycetes; Pleosporales; Phaeosphaeriaceae. The record is from RefSeq and is a predicted model, not a curated record. The transcript has 2 exons.
AUGACACCACCCAGAAAGCGACCUGCAACAGACCAGGCAUCUCAUGAACCAUUCAAGGUUGCCAGAAGAGGGAGCGUGCCCAGUAAUGGCCAUAAUGGCCAUAGCGACACCAUUGUGGGUGCAGAAUAUCUCGACAGAGCAGCCGUAGAUGAGAGCGGACCGUAUUCAGGGACAGCGAGAAGCAUAUACGCAAUCCUAUUGGGCAGCGAGAGACCAGUCCCUGGAAAGUGGCAAACAGCAGUUCAGAGGCUCAAGGACGCAUACAAAUACAACAGGAUCGAAUCUGAUGAAGUCCGUCUAUUGGUAAUCAAGCCUGGACCCGAAAGCGACGAGAUCAAUGCAGUUCUGCAGGUCGCGAGCGAUCACGACCUCGGUACUGAGGAAUACAGCUAUGAAGCCCUAUCGUAUCAUUGGGGAGAAGGGGACACAAAACACAGCAUCAUCAUACAAGAAAAUUGGAGUGAUAAAGUCAUCAAAGCCUUGGAUGAACUCGUCUUGUCAAAGAUGGCGCAGGAGGGGAGUCGCAUAUCGCGACUGUAUGUGCGGCCAAAUCUACACAGUGCCCUGAAACGAUUGAGGCAUUCCGACAGUCCCGUGGUGCUCUGGGUCGAUGCACUUUGUAUCAAUCAGCAAGACGAUAGCGAAAAGUCCGAACAGGUGCAGAAGAUGAAUGAGAUCUAUCGCAAAGCCUACAAUGUUUGUAUUUGGCUUGGCACAGAGGAUUCCGAUUUCCAUUCUAGCAAAGCGAUGUUAUUCAUCAAAGAAGUCAUCGAUUUGAAGAAGCUACCAAGGCUCCUCGCCGAAGAAAAGUUUAUCCCUCAAUGGGCAAGCCUUUUCCAACUACUGAAGUGGAGCUGGUUCUCCCGACGUUGGGUCAUACAAGAACUGGCUCUGGCCCAGGAAGCUACCGUUCACUGUGGGCAUUCCACGGUCCACUGGGAUGAUUUUCGAGAUGCUAUUGGCAUAUUCCAUCGUUAUUAUAAGUCGCUGCAGCCCAGACUCCAGGACUCCAGGCUCGUUGGUAGCCAAAUAUCUGACCUGGAACCACUUGGAGCCAACCUACUCGUUGAAAUGACAAGCGAGCUGUUCCGACGCAAACCUGACGGGAAGCACGAAGCAACCAUGGGUUUGGAGAAGCUGGUUUCACAGCUAGCUAGUUUUAGCACUUCAGAUCCUCGCGAUACCAUAAAUUGUCUACGAAACAUAUCAAAGGAGCUGAACUCUAAACGUAAAAAACCUCUGCCGCCAGCGCCAGACUACAAACAGGACCUGUUUCAAGUUUAUCAGAGCUUUCUUGAAUGGACGAUCGAAGACUCGAAAUCCAUGGAUAUCAUAUGUCGACAUUGGGCUCUUCGCGAGAAAGAGGAUGAGUGGGAUAAAGGGCCAACAGCAGCCCCAAGGCUUGUGAAGCUGCCAUCUUGGAUUCUGACAGCGGAAGAGGGGUCUUAUGGAGCCGGUGAGGCGGUAUUCAGAGGACGCAAAGCAGGCGACAGUUUCGUUGGCCUUCCAGGUGAAGGUUCAUAUUGCGCUUCCGGACGAACCGAGCCGAAGGUGAAGUUUGGAGACUACAUCACUCAAACACCUCUAGCAAGCGAUACACCGGGCAAACUUGUCUCCAUGUCCACUUCUGAGAUGGUAGUCUCGGGCAUGUCUUUGAAGGCUCAUGGCUUCCUCAUUGGUGUCGUUGGCUGGACAUCAGAUCCCAUACCCGAUGGCGUCAUCCCACAACGUGGUAUAGAAAAGCUCGGUUGGACUCAGGAAGAACGUUCGCUUUCAGCUCCCUCAGCUCCCGAUCAGCUCUGCCGUACGCUGGUAGCGGGCCGCGGUCACAACGGGAAAGGAGUGCCCACAUACUAUUCUCGGGCUUGUCUUUUUUGCUUGCUGAAUGAGACACCAAACGGACACAUCAACACGAAAGAGCUACUCGAAGCAGAUGACAUAAAAGGUCAACAAAGUAUUGUGCAGGACUAUUUGGAGCGUGUCCGCGCUGUGACUUGGAACAGGGUCAUUCUUCAAGGUUAUCCCGACUCAGUACUAUCGAAAUCGCCUAUGUCAGCAUCGCCUGUGAAUGGGGAACUAGUCGGCCUUGGACCACCUAGGACCCUUGUCGAUGACGUGAUUGCUAUAUUCCUUGGAUGUAGCGUACCGGUCAUUCUUCGCCCAUACCGACGUGAACAUUCCUUACCACAGGUUUAUGAAUUCAUUGGCGAGGCUUAUAUAUAUGGGAAGAUGGAUGGAGAAGCUAUGCAUGACUGGGACAAGGAGUGCGAAUUUGUAUUGAUCUAG